Messenger RNA from Spodoptera exigua (beet armyworm), 875 nucleotides. The record is from the annotation of a GenBank genome assembly. Lineage: Eukaryota; Metazoa; Arthropoda; Insecta; Lepidoptera; Noctuidae.
GUCGUUCCGUACGUAAAAGCACAUAGCAAAUUGAUCAUAUGUGAGUCAAGUUAGGUGCGGACCGGCCGCGAAUUAACCGCAAUUGUAACAUUUACUGGUAAAUAUUUAUCACAAAUGUUACGUAUACAGUAAUCAAACAAGCCCGGUUCUAUUUGUGACAAAUUAUCACCAUUUUAAAGUACAAAAUGUUACGGCUAAGUCAACUGGUGAUUGUGUUCCUUGUCGCGCUGAAGCAGGUCACGAGUGAUGCUCCGCAAAAGGUAAUUGUAACGAUUUACUACGAGAGCCUGUGCCCAGACAGCAAGCGAUUCAUUUUGAACCAACUGGAACCAUCUAUCCAGACACUGGAGAAUUAUAUAACCCUGGAAUUUGUGCCUUUUGGAAAAGCUAGAAGCAUCAACCAAGGCCACAAUGGUUUUCAAUGUCAGCACGGCCCCAAAGAGUGUGCCGGCAAUAUGGUGCAGAGCUGCGCGCUGGAUCUCAUGCAGGAACGAAACGACUUGGAAAAGGUUCUAUAUGUCACUUGCGAAAUGAUGACUGAGGCGGGGACCACAAACAAUAUGAAGUGCGUGAAAAGAGCUGGUCUCCGAGCGUAUGAUGUAAGAUCAUGCAUAUCCUCAGGUAUAGGUACUAGUUUGCAGCUGCAAGCUGAACAAGCCACCAAUCAAAUCAGACCAAGGUUCAUACCAACUGUAACUAUCAACGGGGUUUUCGACCAACAGAUACAAGAUUCAGCGAUGGUAGAUCUCUACGGAACACUUUGUUCGGUGCUUGGAGAAGUUCCUCCUUGCGUUAACUUCAAUGGAGGAGCGACGGAAUACGCUUUCAUUUGAACAGACAAUAAAUUGAUAUAAUUCGUACCUUAUCUAUUUCUU